AGUCACUGAGUGCCCAAUUGAGUAAUUUGUCAAAUCAAAAAAUAUUCGUGUUUAAUUUUUGAGGGUUCAUUUCGCAUUUAUUUGAUACUUUAGAUAACCAGAUCGAGCCAAAUUUUAUUGAAUUGUUUUUGGCCAUUCGAAACACGUUUGUCCUGAAAAAAUGAGAGUUGCAGCUUCUCAGAUUAUUUACUUUGGUUACUUUGGUGUGCUUCAUAGAAUCCUCUAUCGGGUCAUCAGAGUUGCUAACCACCCAGACAGCAAGGUCACUGCCUUUACUGCACUCCAAUCCAGUAACGAGUUUCGACAGCUGUAUCCUGCCACAGAGGCUCAUCCGGGAAUGAUUUCACAAAGGUCCGUAAGCAUUUCUUUAAAGUGCAGGGGGUCUUCGAUAGUAUGCAUGUUUGGUGGGAUUUAGUUCCACAAUCGAGGUCCGAUAAUUGCAAACGAAUUGUCUUUAAGCGUUUGGUUGGGCUGACUGCUAGAUUUCUUCAGAGUGGGGAUAACUGCCUUUUGGCCAUGUCGGAGUGUCGCGGAGAACUGGAUGUUGACAUCAUUUGGGCACUUGCCGUGCAGCACUUCCCACAUGUGGAUAAUGGUAUAUUGUUCUCUCCUCCGUUGCAAUGACAUCAAAUUUAAGGCCUUCAGUCUCUGCCAGUAUUUUAGAUGCUGCUGGCCAUCUAUUCUUGUUGUGAAUGUGUGCUGAAUCCCUUCUAGUUGUUGGACUUCCGCACUCUUGGAAAUAUUUCAUAAUGAGCAACAGUACUCAAGGGACAGAUUCGGGAAUCCUCAAACAGUAUGUCAUCUGCAAAGCAACAACUUUCAAAUAUGAAACACGGCGGUGGUAUAAGACCUAAGGAUUGAUUGCAGCUUUAGUCUUGACACUGCCCCUACAUAUGCUACAAAGAACACUAUAGUGCACUAGUAUCUUGUUAAUUUGAAGUUCAUUCGAUUGAUUUGGAUUGUAUGUAUAGUAAUUCAGAUAGUAUAGUGAGCUUCAAGUUAAAUAGUAUGGUACAGCUUCAAGUUAAAUAGUAUGGUACAUUUCAACACUACUAUAUAACAAAUAAUUUGAGCCAUGUUCCUCGCGCUGUUAAUGUGCAGUGUGUUGGUGGCUGGCUCCAACGCCUGUUUAUGUGCCGAGAGGCCCAUUCAGACGGUCGUUUGUUCUGCUUCCCGGCUGAUCAAAGCUAGGAUAGAAGGAGAAAUUGAUACAGGUGUUGACCUAGAUGAUUAUCGUAAUCAGGAUCAAAACCGAAAAUACAAAGUUACCGUCCUUAAUGUCUUCAAAGGACAUGAUGUAUUAGAAAAAGAUCAAGAGAUCAUAAUAGAGACGGCAGCUAACGACGCUUUGUGCGGGAUUAGUCUGCACGUUAAUACAGCUAUGUUAUUAGAACUGGACUUUUAUCGCGGCAAAUUUCAGAUAUCACUCUGUGAUUUAGCUAGAAAUUGGAAUAAUGAAAUUGAUGACGAACUAAUGAGGGAUCUCGUCCAAGAUACUGUUGACUGCGAAUGCCAACCAUCAGUUCGACAUGGCAAAUCUCCUUGUUGCAAUGAACAACAAGAAGUGUGGAGCGUAAAAAUGUGUACAGAAAUGUACGGUAACUGCCAAAAGAGUGAAGGAGAUGAACAGUGCCAAUGGAAAGGCAGCUACGAUUAUGAUAGAUGUCUUAACGAUUUUGGAUUCCGACUUUCCAAAGGCAACUGUGUGGAGAAAAAACCUUGCCCGAAGUUUGCCAGUAAAGUUUACAGCAAAUACGAGCAGUUGACCUGUGAAGACUCUGGAGUGAGAGAACUAGCCUGGGAGAAAACCAUGUGUAAGUGCCCUGAGAAUCUGCCUAUUCUGGAUGUCAGCAAAGAUAGCUGUGUGUCAGAGUUUGACUGCCCCCGAGGGGCUAGGGUUGAGGAAGAACGUGGAUUUACUAAAGCACCACGAAUGGAUGAUGAAGAAACACCAUCAAUGGAUCUGGACAAUUUAGAAAAUGAGGCUGAUGCCAAAGUCGAGUGCCAAUCAAACCAAGUAUACUACGGAGAAAAGGACUGUUUACCUUGUAUUCAGACUUGUGGAUCUCAGUUAGCCUGGUGCACAAGGCUUUGUAUUACAGAAGAGUGCGGGUGUCCACGAGACAAGCCCGUAUUGAUCCAAGAUUCCUGUUACAGUCAAGAGGAGUGUGAAAAUGUGGCUCAUGCUGACAAAGAUAAAGCAGAUUGCAAAGACGGAGAAGAAGAAGCAACAGAUCCUUCUGAGGAUGUUUACCCCUCCAGCACUACAGAUCCCUGUGGUGCAGACGGAAAUUGUUUCGGAACCAAAUCUAAAGCACCUACUACCAAGCCAUAUACACCUGACGAGUUGAGUAGUGGUCCGGUUAGCACAGAAGCUCCAUCCGAUGGUGCAGACAAUUUAGAAGAGACUACUAAAGCAGAUGAUGUAUCAUCACCACAAACAGAGCCUGCAUCCACAGAGGGUCAGGAAACUACAAAAUCUUCGACCUCGGAAGCCACAACAGAAUCUUGCAUCGGACUUGCUUGUCUGCCAUCAACUGAACCCGAUGAUAAUACCAGUGAAAUGACGGAUGGACCAGCAUCAUCUGAAGGGUCAGAAACACCAACACCAUCGGGAUCACCCGAUCCAACAUCACCUCAAACAUCACCAAUAUCCUCAGAGGGACCGGUAUCCACCAAACCACUGUCCUCGGAAGCAAUAACGGAAUCUUGUAUUGGAAUCGCUUGUCUGCCAUCAACUGAACCCAAUGAUAAUACACCAUCGGUAUCACCCGAUCCAACAUCACCUCCAACAUCACCAAUGUCCUCAGAGCCAAAGUCCACGAAGCAACCAGCUGAAAGCACCGAACAAAUUUCCUCGGAGCCAGCAUCGACAGAACCUGGAAGCACCGAGCCAAUGUCAACGGAGCAAUCAGCUCAAAGCACCGAACAAAUUUCCUCGGAGCCAGCAUCGACAGAACCUGGAAGCACCGAGCCAAUGUCCACAAAGCAAUCAGCUCAAAGCACCGAACAAAUUUCCUCGGAGCCAGCUUCGACAGAACCUGGAAGCACCGAGCCAAUGUCAACAGAGCAAUCAGCUGAAAGCACCGAACAAAUUUCCUCGGAGCCAGCAUCGACAGAACCUGGAAGCACCGAGCCAAUGUCCACAGAGCAAUCAGCUGAAAGCACCGAAAAAAUUUCAUCAGAGCCUGCAUCGUCCAAAGGACCCAGCCCAUCAUCAGAUCCAUGCGGGGAUUCUGGAAACUGUUACGAGACUGUUUCUAAAGCAGAUGAUGUAUCAUCACCAUCAACAGAGCCUGUAUCCACAGAGGCUCCGGAAACUACCAAAUCGAUGACCUCGGAAGCGACAACAGAAUCAUGUAUCGGACUCGCUUGUUUUCCAUCAACUGAACCCUCGUCAGAUAAACCCUCAUCAGAGCAACCAUCAUCUGAAGGGUCAGAAACACCAUCAGGAUCACCCGAUCCAACAUCACCUCCAACAUCACCAAUAUCCUCAGAGCCAAAGUCCACGGAGCAACCAGCUGAAAGCACCGAACAAAUUUCCUCGGAACCAGCUUCGACAGAACCUGGAAGCACCGAGCCAAUGUCCACAGAGCAAUCAGCUGAAAGCACCGAACAAAUUUCCUCGGAACCAGCUUCGACAGAACCUGGAAGCACCGAGCCAAUGUCCACAGAGCAAUCAGCUGAAAGCAGCGAACAAAUUUCCUCGGAGCCAGCAUCGACAGAACAUGGAAGCACCGAGCCAAUGUCCACAGAGCAAUCAGCUGAAAGCACCGAACAAAUUUCCUCGGAGCUAGCUUCGACAGAACCUGGAAGCACCGAGCCAAUGUCAACAGAGCAAUCAGCUGAAAGCACCGAACAAAUUUCCUCGGAGCCAGCUUCGACAGAACCUGGAAGCACUGAGCCAAAGUCCACGGAGCAAUCAGCUGAAAGCACCGAACAAAUUUCCUCAGAGCCAGCAUCGUCCAAAGGACCCAGCCCAUCAUCAGAUCCAUGCGGGGAUUCUGGAAACUGUUACGAGACUGUUUCUAAAGCAGAUGAUGUAUCAUCACCAUCAACAGAGCCUGUAUCCACAGAGGCUCCGGAAACUACCGAAUCGAUGACAUCGGAAGCGACAACAGAAUCAUGUAUCGGACUCGCUUGUUUCCCAUCAACUGAACCCUCGUCAGAUAAACCCUCAUCGGAGCCACCAUCAUCUGAAGGGUCAGAAACACCAUCAGGAUCACCCGAUCCAACAUCACCUCCAACAUCACCAAUAUCCUCAGAGCCAGCAUCGUCCAAAGGACCCAGCCCAUCAUCAGAUCCAUGCGGGGAUUCUGGAAACUGUUACGAGACUGUUUCGAAAGCAGAUGAUGUAUCAUCACCAUCAACAGAGGCUGUAUCCACAGCGGCCCCGGAAACUACCGAAUCUGUGACGUCAGAAGCGACAACAGAAUCCUGUAUCGGCCUCGCGUGUUUUCCAUCAACUGAACCCUCGUCAGAUGAACCUUCGUCAGAGACACCAUCAUCUGAAGGGUCAGAAAAACCUGCAUCCUCAGAAGGCUCAGAUUCCUCGUCGGAGCAAACAUCUUCUGGAGCACCAGAUCCAACAUCUCCUCCAACUGAACCUGCAUCCUCAGAAGGCUCAGAUUCCUCGCCGGAGCAAACAUCUUCUGGAGCACCAGAUCCAACAUCUCCUGCAACUGAACCUAUUAGCACCGAGCCUAUUUCUUCGGAGGAGCCAGCAUCCUCUAACUCUGGAAGCACCAAACCAAUUUCCACGGAGCCAGCUUCGACAGAACCUGGAAGCACCGAGCCAAUGUCAACGGAGCAAUCAGCUGAAAGCACCGAAAAAAUUUCCUCGGAGCCAGCAUCGACAGAACCUGGAAGCACCGAGCCAAUGUCAACGGAGCAACCAGCUGAAAGCACCGAACAAAUUUCCUCGGAGCCAGCAUCGUCCAAAGGACCCAGCACAUCAUCAGAUCCAUGCGGGGAUUCUGGAAACUGUUACGAGACUGUUUCUAAAGCAGAUGAUGUAUCAUCACCAUCAACAGAGCCUGUAUCCACAGAGGCUCCGGAAACUACCGAAUCGAUGACCUCGGAAGCGACAACAGAAUCAUGUAUCGGACUCGCUUGUUUACAAUCAACUGAACCCUCGUCAGAUAAACCCUCAUCAGAGCCUGUAUCCACAGAACCUGGAAGUACCGAGCCAAUGUCAACGGAGCAAUCAGCUGAAAGCACCGAACAAAUUUCCUCGGAGCCAGCUUCGACUGAACCUGGAAGCACUGAGCCAAAGUCCACGGAGCAAUCAGCUGAAACCACCGAAAAUAUUUCCUCGGAGCCAGCUUCGACAGAACCUGGAAGCACCGAGCCAAUGUCAACAGAGCAAUCAGCUGAAAGCACCGAACAAAUUUCCUCGGAGCCAGCUUCGACAGAACCUGGAAGCACCGAGCCAAUGUCAACAGAGCAACCAGCUGAAAGCACCGAAAAAAUUUCCUCGGAGCCAGCAUCGACAAAACAUGGAAGUACCGAGCCAAUGUCAACAGAACAAUCAGCUGAAAGCACCGAACAAAUUUCCUCGGAGCCAGCUUCGACAGAACCUGGAAGCACCGAGCCAAUGUCAACAGAGCAAUCAGCUGAAAGCACCGAACAAAUUUCCUCGGAGCCAGCUUCGACAGAACCUGGAAGCACUGAGCCAAAGUCCACGGAGCAAUCAGUUGAAACUACCGAACAAAUUUCCUCGGAGCCAGCUUCGACAGAACCUGGAAGCACCGAGCCAAAGUCCACGGAGCAAUCAGCUGAAACCACCGAACAAAUUUCCUCGGAGCCAGCUUCGACUGAACCUGGAAGUACCGAGCCAAUGUCAACAGAACAAUCAGCUGAAAGCACCGAACAAAUUUCCUCGGAGCCAGCUUCGACAGAACCUGGAAGCACUGAGCCAAAGUCCACGGAGCAAUCAGUUGAAACAACCGAACAAAUUUCCUCGGAGCCAGCUUCGACAGAACCUGGAAGCACCGAGCCAAUGUCAACAGAGCAACCAGCUGAAAGCACCGAACAAAUUUCCUCGGAGCCAGCUUCGGCAGAACCUGGAAGCACCGAGCCAAUGUCAACAGAGCAAUCAGCUGAAAGCACCGAACAAAUUUCCUCGGAGCCAGCUUCGACAGAACCUGGAAGCACUGAGCCAAAGUCCACGGAGCAACCAGCUGAAACCACAGAACAAAUUUCCUCGGAGCCAGCUUCGACAGAACCUGGAAGCACCGAGCCAAUUUCAUCGGAACCAGCACAAACAUCAUCUCCUGAACCGGAAAGCACUGAGCCUAAAUCUGAAGAGCCAUCUACAGAGCCAACUUCUGAGGGACCAUCAUCUGAUCCGUGUGGGGAAUCAGGAAACUGCUUUGCGACUAUUUCUAAACCCGCUUCUACUGAGGAACCGACUACACCUAUCCCGGAGUGUUCGGAUCCCAAUUCCUUCUUCAACACAUGUGCCUCUAGCUGCGUGAGGACCUGUGAUGAGACUUGUGAUGAAGCUAUGGAAGACGUGUGUGAGAGAAGAUGCGAUUGCCGAGAAGGCUACGUCAUCUCUCUCAAUGGAGAUUGUGUGGAGGAAGACUCCUGCAAGACACCCUGUCAAGCACAUGAACAUGACUUCAUCAUGGAAAUGGGAUAUGAUGAAUCAGAGAUCCAGUUCUGCGAUGAAGACGGAAAUUAUCUGUCAACAAGGUGUAUUGAAAACAAAUGCCAAUGUGUAGAUCUAACUGGUAAAGCAACCGGCCAUACAUUCGAACAAGGAGAAUUUGAAUGCGACUUCGAGCGAGGAAUGCACUGCAUGCCAGGAUUGCAAUUAUACAACUGUGGACAGGUCUAUGACAGAGCUUGUGGACUUAUCGAUAACCCAGAUAUGAUACCUGACUCAGAUAUAUGCCACGACCCAAAAUGUGGAUGUCCUGAAGACACUCCCUUCUUACAAGGAGGACUGUGUGUGGCUGAAGCGGACUGUGUGGACAUACUCAGCUUCCAGACUAUCAUUGAUAACUUCUUCGAAGGAAAUGAGCUUAACAUUACUGAAAUGGGACCUAACUUGGAGACCUGUAAAAACGGCAAUCCUACAUGUGAACAAUGGGCUGACCGAGGUCUGUGCGAGAAUAAGUAUCUGAUCCGUCAUUGUAAACCAGCUUGUGAUCUGUGCCCUGUUGAGGAAAUGAGGUUAACUUGCGAAGGUAUCAGAGAUGCUAUGGCAGAACAUCUAGAGGAUAACUUCGUCUUCGGAGCACCCGAGGUUGUCUGUAUGGAGGACGAGCCACACAAGUACUUCCCUCGGCAGUGUGUAGGAAGUGUGUGCAUGUGUGUUGAUGAUGAGGGGGAGUCAGAUCCACAGCAUCAUCAUAGCAUCGAGCACCUGUACCAGUGUCCCGGAAUAGAGGAAUGUCCAGGAGAUCAGCUAUAUCUGAACUGUAUGUUUGAUCUCGCUAGCUGUGAUGACAAUAUUGAUGAAGCGGAGUGUUCUCAAGGUUGUGGCUGUCCCUACCACUUACCUUACUAUAAUGAGGAGGAAGAGAAAUGCCAAUCUCGUUAUGAUUUCUGCCCGCCAUCUAUAAACGUAGUACCAGGAAUGGAUUGCAAUGCUGUAGCUGAAGGAGCGAUAGCUGUGAACAAGCAGCCUCCAAUCUGUGAUGAGAGAGAUGAGACUGAAUAUGCUGCCAAACAAUGCGGCUCCGACGGCGUAUGCUACUGUGUCUCAGCUGAUGGAGAAAUUGAGGAAGAGGAUGUCGGAGACAACUACAUUUGUCCCCGUGAGAAGGAGCAAUGCAAAAGACAAGGAGGAAAGGAAUUCCAAGAAUGCGGAAGCUCUUGCCCUGCCACCUGCGAAAACAUGUUUAAUCCUCCUGUCGUCUGCACACUUCAGUGUGUUAUCGGAUGUCAGUGCCCCGAUGGAACAGUUGAGAACCAAGCUGGACGUUGUGUAGCCGCCGAGGAUUGCGAUAACUUCGAUGAAGACCUCCCAUCAGACUGCCGCAGCAGAGUGUUCUCUUUCAACUUCAUCGGAAGAGAGGAUGAUAUGAGCUUGCCUUAUCACAACUGUAAUGAUAUAGGCAACUAUGAAAUUCAGCAAUGUAACGAUGAAGAAUGCUACUGUGUCAUGCCAGAGACUGGAGCAAGGAUUGAAGGUACAUAUCACCUCCCUGCUGAUAAAGACAGCUACGACUGUGCUUCUGCCGUGGAAGAGCAGAUUCCAUCAGAAUACCUCACCACUGACGGCUCCAUCGUAACGAACGGAGGCUCCACCACCGUAGGCUCCACCACCGAAGGCUCCACCACCGAAGGGUCACCCCAGAGCCCUGAAACACCAACUGGAGAUGCCAGCACUUCAUACAUGGAGACUACGACACCAGUUGAUGAAGAUGAUCAAACAGAUUCAGCACCAUCCCCUAUUAUAACAACUCAAUCUAGUUCCGAAGCAACCUCUCCAAUGAUUGAAGGAGUUAUUAGUGAAGCUACAACAGAUUCCAAUGGAAUGGAAAAAGGAACUGUCACCACCGAUUCAGAUUCCGAAACAACCUCUCCAAUGACUGAAGGAGUUAGUAGUGUAGCUACAACAGAUUCCGAUGGAAUGGAAAAAGGAACUGUCACCACCGAUUCUGAUUCCGAAGCAACCUCUCCAAUGAUUGACGGAGUUAGUAGUAGUGAAGCUACAACAGAUUCCGAUGGAAUGGAAAAAGGAACUGCCACCACCAAUUCAGAUUCCGAAACAACCUCUUCAAUGACUGACGGAGUUACUAGUGAAGCUACAACGGAUUCCAAUGGAAUGGAAACAGGAACUGUCACCACCGAUUCAGAUUCCGAAACAACCUCUCCAAUGACUGACGGAGUUACUAGUGAAGCUACAACAGAUUCCGAUGGAAUGAAAAAAGGAACUGCCACCACCGACAACUCCGUAACAGAUACUGUUAGUGUUACAUUCGGUAGUACCGAACCAACUGAAGGUCCAAAAGAUAUGAUAACUGUAGUGCGCGGCUCUUGGAUAGAUUUUGACUUGGAGGGCACACCGCUAGAAAUCGGAUGUAUUUCCCCGCCAGGAUCUGGAGAACAAAUUCGUGUGAGAUUCCUAACUCAUGGAGGAAAUCCUGCUGGAAAUCUGAAAAUAAAACUUGAUGCUCAGGCGACUUAUUUUAUUCAGGGUUGCACGAACAAGAAAGAAAAAUUCAACAUGCCAUCAGCUAUAGAUGGUGAAUAUAUCUGGAGAAUCACAAAAACGGACGGACGUAUAAUAGUUGAGUGCAAUGGAACGGAAGUCAUCAACUUUUCAUUCGCUGACAGCACAAAGCCCGCUUGUAGAGAAAUGUGGUCAGAAGACACAGCAACUUUAGAGUUCUCAGAAGAAGACAAUGCGUCUUAUGGAUACAGAUGGGUCAGAACUCGAGGAGGGAAAAACGAGAGAAAGAGAAAGAGAGGAAAGGGAAAAGGAAAGGGAAAAGGAAAAGGAAAAGGAAAGAAGGGAGGCUCCGUGAACUACAAGUGUAUGGACGAUGAAGAAAAUGAGUGCGUGUGUCAGAACGAGGAGAGUGAAAUGAUUCCUGACUCUAUCCGGGACGCAUCAUUCUUCAUGGAACUGAGCAUAUCACGAUCGGAAUACUGUGAUUCUAGAAGAGAGAUGGCUCAAUAUGGCGCCUGCGCGCAGCUAGAGGAGGACGGAGAAGAUGUAAAUUGUAGAGCUGAUGGGAAGUUCCAUCCUGUGCAAUAUACUAGAUAUAGUGAAUGUUACUGUGUCGAUGAGAUGGGAUCUGAGGACCUCUAUUGGGACGGUUCCACACCAAAAACCUUCCCCGAGGCUGCAGCUGAGGCAGCUGAACGUUUCUGUGUGGAGCUUCUUGCAAACAGACAAGAAAACUUCAAGUGUCUCCAGGAGAGAGCACGAGGACAUCACUUCAGUAAUAACCUGAUGGUGGGUGUUUUCGUCCCUAACUGCCAAGAUGAUGGACAUUAUUACAGUGUACAAGCUAGAGGCUCAGUCAUGUAUUGUGCCAACGAGCAUGGCGAGCAGUUCUCUAAUUCUGAAUAUGGUAGAGGACAGCUGGAUAUGGAGGAACUCCACAAGAUCUGUAUGGGAAAACGAGAGAUGGCUGCCUCUUUAAGAUGCCCAUCAAUGAGGAAAAUGGCCAUUGAUAUGGAUGACAACGAUCCUGAUAUGAUGGUGGGAGGAUAUGUGCCUGAGUGCGAUGUAGAUGGCUUCUAUAUGCCAACCCAAUCCGAGGGAUCAGAAUCCUACUGUGCUGAGCCAAUGAGUGGUCAGGAACUACCCGAGACUCGUCACAACAUAGGAGACGACUUUGACUGUGAGCGUGAGGUCACCCUCCUGCUGGGCUCUGAUUGCUACGUAGAGCGAUACGAGGCUCUUGCUGAUCAGGGAGAAUCUGGCAGGGUUGGUGUAUUCAUCGUUGAGUGUGGACUGGACGGUAAAUACCAUCACACACAGUGUCGCGGAUCUAUGUGCUACUGCGCUGAGAGCAUGACAGGCAGAGAGCUAGAAGACAGCCAAGUACCACGAGGCGGAGAUGUUGUAGCUGAAGAGUACUGUUUGGAGAGGAGGGAUAUGUACGAGGGAUCAGACUGUUACCAGAAAAUGAUAGUUCCUAGUGCAACCCCUGGAUGGGUUCGUCCAGAGUGUGAUGACUUUGGUAGGUACCUGUCUCUGCAGUCUAUGGGCUCCAGGUACUACUGUGCUGAUAAGAAUGGAAAAGAACUGAUCGAAACUGAAGGAGGAGUUACUGGAGCUCAGUACUGUCAAGAACUCAGAGAAAUUCACGACAAUUCUGCCUGUUACCAAGCUCAAUCGGAAAGUGAAGGCUUCGGCAAUGUAGUAGUUUGUGAUGUCCGUACCGGAGUGUACUUCGUGACUCAGAUCCAGGGAAGCAUCGCCUAUUGUGUCGACCAAGAAACUGGCGAGAAGAUUGAGGGAACAGAGCACCCCGUCUCUGAGGCAGGAAAGUGUGGCUCUGUGGAGGUACCCUACGUCAGAUGUAUUGAACUUCAAGAGUCAGGUGAUGAGGAUGUUGCGUGUAACGAUGAUGGAAUGUACUUUGUGCAGCAGUGUAUGGGCUACAGCAAGUCAGAGGAAGAAACCUGUAUCUGUGUCGACAAAUGGGGAGAUCAUCUUGAGGGAACAGAACGUCAUCACAUUAGUGAACACGCCUGUUUCGAGGAAGAACGAGAUGAAAUCCGUGAUAGUUUCUCAGGGUCCGAGUGUGUGGUCGAAAGACAGAUCUCUGAAGCUCUGGAAGGAAUUGGCAGUUACACUGAACAGUGCAACGACGACGGUACCUUCGCCAAACGACAAUGCACAGACAAUGGCCGUAUUGGUUGUUUCUGUCUGAAUCACAACGGAGACCACAAGUUGGGUUCAGCUCAUGCCACAGCAGAGAUGCGGGAGUGUGGAGACGUUACUUUUACUUUCUACGCUCCUAAGGGAGACAACGCUAUUGAAGGAUCAUCUGCUAGCAUCACUUGCUCAGUUUAUGCUUCCUACGUUGACGAAACAUUCGAAAUGCUGUUCGAUAGUGCACGCUACGAAGCUCGUGAUAUGGAGAUCUGGGGAGACGCUGAAGUGGAAGAAUCUUCUGAGACCUUCGCUAACGGUACAGUGAGGACAACUCUGUCCGUCCAGUCUUCACUGUCUAUGGAGAUGGAUGGAGCUCGGUUUGCUUGUGUCUCAAGAAAGAACGAGGGAUCUAUCAUUAGAGAUAUCAUGGUCUUUUCAGAGGAACCAACUACACCUGCUCCAACUACCCCGGCAGCUACCACCCCAGCUAUCACAACACCAGUGAAAACAACCCAGCCUGAAACCACAACCCCAGAGAGCACCACCCGGCCAGCUACCACAACCCCAGAGAGCACCACCCGACCAGCUACCACAACCCCAGAGAGCACCACCCGACCAGCGCCUACCACAACCCCACAAGAAACUGUCGAGUAUAUGAGAAUAUACAACGAAAAGCGAGGAUUCGUAUACGCACAGGCACCUGAAUCUGUCAACGUUAGAAAAGACGUAGAAGCUGACGAUGAAAACGCUAUGUUUGAAAUGAUGGAGGAUAAAACAAUCAGGAGUUUAGCUUUCGAUCAGUGUCUUGCUCAAACUAUUGAUGGAGGAACCAUUGUUAUCCGACUCAAGGAAUGCAAAGGUAACCCUACCCAAACAUGGUAUCAAGACAACGACGCAGCUGGUGACCCCAGAUUCUACGUUCUGAGACCCGGAAAGAAGGGCAAGGCUCCAACUCCGUACUAUCUCGACUACUUCAAACAGGAACUUACCGGUUAUAAAGAAACCAACAAAGGUAACCAGAAAUGGGAUCUAGUCUUCGGAGACGAGCAGUUUUAAAAAAUCAUUCAAGACUGACCGUGACGUCACCAACCAUGAUAUCCAUUAACUAGAAGUUGCUUUGAGAUGUGUCUUCACGCACAAUAAACUGUGUGUAGAGAUAACGUAGCCACCUAAAUAGCAACAGCGAUUCGAGCAUGAGAUUUGAGAACGUUGAUGUUUAUAAUACGAGGAUUGAUGAAUAAAACCAGCUAGUUAUUGUGCUAAAAUUCAAAUAUAUAUGCUAUGAAGCUUUCCACUGUUUUAUAUUUUUUACUAUCAAUAAAUUUAUAAUGGAUUUUUUAGUUUUUCAAUUUUGAAUUUAUUUUUUAUAUAGGUAUAUUAAUAACUGUGUUUUUUGUAUCGCAGCCGGCCGGGCGUGAUUAAAUUCUUACACUAUAGUUACACGUGUGUAGGAAGCUAUUUUAAAAUCUCGUUAUCCAGUAUAAUAAAACUUUAUUAAGUUAAUUUACAACCCAUCUAAAUUGUUUAUAACAA
Messenger RNA from Bolinopsis microptera, 12826 nucleotides. RefSeq lists its product as uncharacterized. Gene Ontology annotation, biological process: cell-matrix adhesion; exocytosis. NCBI's taxonomy places the organism in Eukaryota, Metazoa, Ctenophora, Tentaculata, Lobata, Bolinopsidae. Gene Ontology annotation, cellular component: plasma membrane; exocytic vesicle; basement membrane. Gene Ontology annotation, molecular function: metalloendopeptidase inhibitor activity; neurexin family protein binding. Bases 1076 to 12349 code for a protein of 3757 amino acids. The transcript is spliced from 36 exons. The record is from RefSeq and is a predicted model, not a curated record.